Messenger RNA from Cydia pomonella (codling moth), 9113 nucleotides. RefSeq lists its product as uncharacterized. Gene Ontology annotation, biological process: modulation of chemical synaptic transmission; synaptic transmission, glutamatergic; ionotropic glutamate receptor signaling pathway. Gene Ontology annotation, cellular component: postsynaptic membrane; plasma membrane. The transcript has 15 exons. The coding region runs from base 666 to 5198 and encodes 1510 amino acids. Gene Ontology annotation, molecular function: NMDA glutamate receptor activity; transmitter-gated monoatomic ion channel activity involved in regulation of postsynaptic membrane potential. The record is from RefSeq and is a predicted model, not a curated record. NCBI's taxonomy places the organism in Eukaryota, Metazoa, Arthropoda, Insecta, Lepidoptera, Tortricidae.
AGUGUCUGGGUCGCGCCGAGGAUCGAGAUCGGGCGGCAGUGUGGCGGAUCGCGCGUGACGUCAUCUCUCUCCGGGCGUAGAAGGCGGACAACGCAUGCGUUAGACCAAGAUUACCAAGUACAAGUACGACGUAUCGCGCCCUCCACCCUCGCUUCCCGCGAGCCCCCGCGCUCCGGCGACACCCUCGCCCGCCAUUUCACGGGCGGCGCGCAACCCCUCCACUCGCUCGCCCGCCCUGGCUAACUUUCGCAUACGCCGCGUCGAGGCCGAAUAAUAAACUUUCACAGUUUCAAGUGCGUGUUUACGACGGACUUGGUGUGAAAAGGACAAUUAAUUUGAGUGACAUUAUUACGUUGGUACCGGUAAUUAGUUCGGAUGUAAAAGUUCAGAUAUCAACUGCUGAGAGCAACAGCCAAAAUUCGCAGAAGUAAUUGUGUCUGUGCGGAACAUCAAAUGCCGUCCAUUCAAGUGAAACCAGAAUAAAGUGGUUAUAAGUAAAAAAAUUAAAAUCGGCCUCGAAAUCGGCUGAUAGUGUUAAAUGUUGGAACAAUUGAAUACGGGACUAGUUGUGUGAGGGUGGAUGGUGUUGGUGGGGCGGCGGGCAUGGCGGCGCGCGGGCGGCGGUCCGGGCGCGCGCGGCGGUGAGACGGGCGGCGGGGGGCGCGAUGCGCGCGGGCGCUUGGGCCGUGUGGGCGGCGUUGUGCGCAUGCGCGCUGGCGUCGGGCGAGUUGCGCGUGCUGCAGGCGGACGCGCGCGCCGCUUUCUACGUGGGCAUCGCCGCGCCGCCCUCGGCCGCCGCCGUCGUGCGCGCCUUUAACAAGAGCCUCGCGGAGAUCUCGCAGACCUACCUCGCCGGCGACUAUCCGCUGCAUCUCCGCAAUAUCACCCUGCUGCCGCUAUACAUCGAGUUGCCCGAAGAUGAAAGGUUCAGUGCGCGAAUGCUCGAGCGUACGUGCCACGCGUUGGGAGGUCGGCGCGUGGCGACGCUGCUCGUGGUCGGCGGCGGCGCGGCGGCGGCGGCCGUCGUGACGGCGGCAGCGCGCGCCGGCGUACCGGUGCUGAGAGCCUCGCCUUCACACCUGCAUCUCUCUUAUACUAUCGCCAACGAAAUACUCCCAAUGGAAAUCCGUUUAGAAAUUACAGCAAGGGAAACUUUAAACGCACUCAGGGCUACUCUUCUGCAUACUCACUGGCAUACUUUUACUGUACUUGCUGAGGAAGACAUAUAUUCUACUUUAAAACUGCGAAAAGAUCUCUCCUCGAUACUAGACUCCCAACCAUUGGAUCCAAAUUGGCUUUUUCUACCUUCAAAGUUUUCACAACAUGCUAUUUUUCGGAGGCUCGCUAAGAUAUCCAGGCUGACUCGGGGCGUUGUCGUACUGAUAUGUGAUAUCCAUUACGCUAAGCUUGUUAUGGAUGAGGCUAAACGUUUUAACAUGCUUGAUGGUCAUUUUUUUUGGUUAUGGAUUGACGCAUCCCGAGAGAUCGAUGUCUUCCGCAACAUCGGAAAUAGAACACAGUACAGCGAUGCCGACAAUUUAGACUUUGAUAGCGUAAUAGAUAAGGAAGAAGCACUAAGAAGCGAGGAAUUCGAACGCAGUAAACGCGGUGAAGUAGACAAUAAUUUGUUAAAAAAUAUUAACGAUCACGUUCCUGCGAAAUACAUUGACGAGGUUUUGAAUGGAAGUUCAAAUGACGAAAAUCGACUUUUAGUAAAUAAUAGUUCAAGAAAUUCGUUUUUUCAUUAUUUAAGUAGGAAUAAAAAUAAAUCAAAAGCGCACAGUAAUAACAAGAAAAUAUUAAAUAUAAGUUUUAGUCAAUCGUAUGAAAGUAGGCGCAAUAUUAGUAUGGAGAGUGUAAAAAAUAAUAAUGUAAAUAGCAAAGGCGUUGAAACUUCUAAAAUUGAAAACAAUUCUAUCGAGAAGGAUAAACUGUCCUUCCAUGUAAGAAAUAACGGUAGACGUAAUAGUUAUAGCAAAAUGAAAAAUGAAUCUUUUAACAAAUAUGUAAAUAGUAUAAAUAAAAAUAACGUAUAUAAUGAAAUGAAAACAUUAUUGCAAAGAGAUAUAAAUACAGAAGAAGAUGUACAUUUAAGGCAUAGGUUAGCACUCACAAGUGAUACUAGUGAUUUCUUAAUGAAUCCCACGGUGCAGACCUCCACGUAUAAAUUAAGGGAAUCGAUUGAAAAGCGAGGAGAAAAACUCAACAAAGAAUACGACAUUGAUGAUAGAUCUGAAGCAAUGAAAGACAACAUUACUACUAUAAUUGACAGUCUUCCUAUUGGACUAUUAGCUUUACAUCCCCAGCCAAUGAAAAUUGAUCGUUCAUUCAUUCGAGCGGCAGUGCGCAUGGCGGUGGGUGCGUUGCGGCGCGUUUUGCGUGCGUGCGACGCGUGGUCGGCCCAAGCGCAGUUCCUUAGCGAUGCCGCAGCCUCCUGUUGGGAGGAGCCCAGUGACGCUGCCGCCGACUUCUCUGCUGAUUUUGUCAGAGAAACCCGGAUUACAUCAGCAGCGGCACUUGCCGGAGGCACGGAGCGACCAGAGCCGGCGUUGACGUCUUCGUUUAGUUUUUUCAACUUGGUGCCGGGACCCACAGGGGGUAAUGUUUGGAGACAAGUAGGCCAUAUUCAUGGGCGCAUGGUGAGGCUCCACACCAUAGUGUGGCCCGGUGGUCGACUUGUAGCGCAUGGCCAGUCUUCGGGCGCCCGCACCAUAUACCGCAUCGUCACCGCCUUAGCACCACCAUUUGUAAUGGAAGGAGAACUAGACGAAGACGGUCAAUGCUUAAGAGGACUCCCCUGCCAUCGACCACAAACUUCCGAUAAAGACAACCUCACCCUGGCUUUUAAUGAUUUGGAAAGAGAUGAUGAUGACCAUCAACCUACAGAUUUUUUCUUUCCUACACCGAAACCUACGAUUCUUCCGAAAAUGGCUACUCACUGUUGCUAUGGACUAGCGAUGGAUUUAUUAGAAAAUAUUGCCCAGGAAUUGGAAUUUGAUUUUCAUCUAUAUCUAGUCGAAGAUGGACUUUAUGGAUCUCGUAAGCUAGUGAGAUCCUUUAGUAAACUGCAUGAGUUCACAAACUUUUUGAAUGAUGAGCCCAUGUUUACUAUGUCAGAACACCUUAAUUAUCGAGCUCAGUUUCGGAAUGGUUUCAAAGCCAAUAGUAAAGAACAAUAUAGUGAUCCAAAUUAUGAUGAUAAUAUAGACGAAGAGAGCCAGAAAUGGAAUGGAAUUGUCGGAGAUUUAGUAUCUGGAUCCGCCCACAUGUCUUUCGCGGCACUCAGCGUGUCUGCGGCACGCGCAGAAGUGAUUGACUUCAGUCAACCUUAUUUUUAUAGUGGCAUAUCACUUUUAGCAGCUCCGAACCAAAAGGCCGAUAUACCAUUAUUAGCGUUUCUACUGCCAUUUUCAACUGAAUUAUGGAUUGCCAUAUUUUUGUCUCUAAAUGUGACCGCCAUCGCGGUUGCUAUAUAUGAAUGGCUGUCACCUUUUGGUUUAAAUCCUUGGGGCCGACAAAGGUCAAAGAACUUUAGCCUUUCUAGCGCGCUAUGGGUGAUGUGGGGUCUUUUAUGUGGACAUUUAGUAGCAUUUAAAGCUCCUAAGAGUUGGCCUAAUAAGUUCCUUAUAAAUGUCUGGGGUGGCUUUUCUGUGAUAUUCGUUGCCAGUUACACUGCCAAUAUUGCCGCUCUAAUAGCAGGAUUAUUUUUUCACAAUGCUGUUGAUGACUAUCAAGGACGAAAUAACUGGCUUUCUUUGCGAGUGGGUACAGCAAAAUCAUCCAUAUCGGAGUACUACGUUCAAAGAGGCAAUCCACAAUUGGCACAAAGGAUGAGAGGCUACGCACUUCAGAACAUUGAAGAAGGCAUUCAACGAUUGAGGAAUCGAACGUUGGACCUUUUGAUAGCAGAUACUCCUGUUUUAGACUACUACCGCGCCACUGAUCACGGCUGCAAGCUGCAGCGGGUAGGAGACCACGCUUUCAUAGAAGACACUUAUGCAAUAGGAAUGGCCAAGGGAUUUCCUUUACAGAAAAGUAUAUCAGCGGCGAUAGCCAAGUAUUCAACGAAUGGGUAUAUGGAUAUAUUAACUGAUAAGUGGUAUGGAGGAUUACCAUGUUUCAAAUUGAGCCAAGACUAUGGAAUUCAGCCAAAACCGCUUGGUGUAGCGGCUGUGGCGGGCGUGUUCCUCCUGCUCCUCGUGGGGAUGAUUGUUGGCUUCCUCAUAUUGAUUCUGGAACACUUAUUCUAUAAAUACACGUUGCCUGUUUUGCGACAUCAACCAAAAGAUGCUGUUUGGAGGAGCCGAAAUGUUAUGUUUUUCAGUCAGAAACUCUACAGAUUUAUUAACUGUGUAGAACUUGUGUCGCCACAUCACGCCGCGCGAGAACUAGUAAACACUAUACGGCAGGGGCACUUUACGUCGCUUUUCCAGAAAAGUGUUAAAAGGAAGGAACACGAACAGCGUAGAAGAAGACGGAGUAAAGCGCAGUUUUUUGAAAUGAUUCAAGAAAUUCGAAGGGUUCAACAAGGACGUGAUCAGUCAUUGGAUUCUAUAAAGGAGCACGUGGCUGUAGAAACCUCUGAAGUUUCUGAAGAAUUGACGGAGUCAAAGUUCCUCUCCCCUUCACCUGAAGUACCCUCUCGCUCGCCUCGACCGGGUCGAUCUCCUCGACAGCUUCGCUCUCCACGAGGAAGACGAAAAAGGUGCAGUUUGGCCGGACUUAAUGUGAGGAGAUUCAGCACUGAUUCGGUCCUAGGGUCUGAUUCAGGAUCAAUUUAUGAGCGGACAAGUCUUAAUAUAGGAAGAAGACUAAGUCGUGACGUCAGCUGCUUGACUAGUUCUCCUCCUGAUAUAAAUACCCGGUUGCGAACACCAUCACCAAUGGUACGACGUGCCGAGGGAUCAUCUACAAGGUCGUAUCAAGAUGUAUCAGAAAAAUCAGAAAGGUAUUUAAGCUCUGACGGACCGCGUUCGCGAGCUAGCGUAGAAAUUUUAGUAUCUGAAGAACAAGACGUGCCUCCAGCGCCACCAUACCCUAGAGUGUCUCCGACCGGAGGAAGAUCAGAGCUUUCACAAUUGUCGGAAGAAGAACUCAUUAGAUUAUGGCGAAGUUCGGAAAGAGAAGUGAGAGAGGCACUGCUAGCAGCAUUGCAAGAAAGACGGGCGAACUUAGAUCCAAAACAAGAUCCAGGAUGAAGGAGCUACACGUGAACUUUUGAAAUACAUCUGAAAGGCGUAUGUUUGAUGAAUUCUCAUUCUGGUUGGAUCACUUUGCGUGAAAGCAUUGGGUGCGGAAAGAGAACGAUCUAAGUUGUUAUGUUAGUGCCUUUUUAAAUUGUUUGAUGCGGACCUAUCUGGCAGGCGUUAGACAAUCGGUGUUCAUUUCAGUGUCUUGAUAUGACUAUCAAGUUAGAGGCUGCCUUAUUUUAUCGUUAUUGCCUCUUACUUUUUGAUCCGCCUCAAACAAUCUAAAUAGGGUACUCGGUAAAGAAGUUAACGUCCAGAAAAUCAAUUUAAGCAUUUAGUAGAAAUAUAUACGUUUAAAUUUAAUUCUAAUGAAGAAUAAUUGUGUAUGUAGUGUAAGUAUAUUACAUUAUAGCUGUGACCAGACGAUUCAAAGUGCUUUAUUCUAUAGCCUAGUGAAUGGUAGAUAUUUUCAUUUAUAAAAUAAAUAUACACGUUAUUAUAUUUUCAUGGCAUAAGCAUGAUCUAAUCAAUAACUCUUCAAGUUAGAAAGUUUAAUUGAUUAGAUAAAUAGUGUUAUGUAGAUAUGUCUUAAACGUUCUUUCAGGUUAAACUCUUACUUGAAAUGUAAUAGAAAGGAUUUAUAAUAUUAAAUAACUACGAGUUAUUUAUAUAGGUAUGUCUUAUACGAAAAAUUUAUUGUUCCUAGUUUUAAGUUAAAGCCGUACAAACAUUUAAAUUGUCCUUUUUCCUAGUCUCAACUACUUUUGUUUUUUAUUUGUGAAAUAUAAUUAUAUAUAUCAUGUUUUCGUUCAAAAUGCCCACACAAAUGUCAACUUCAUUUAUUCUCUAUAAUGUAUUUAGAUACUUCGUGGAAGUUCAGUAUACUAUUACUUGUACUGAAAUAUAAUGUGCCAUUUAGAUAUAUCAUCUUACAAUUACGUUAAUAUAAGUUCGAAAUAACGAAAUCAAAACUGCCAACUAUAUUUUAGUAGAUAGUUUAUAAGAAUUAAUACACUUUCUUCCUAGACUUGCACCCUAGAUUUUAGUUUAGAUUUUCUCUUUACAAAUUACUAUAUCAAUUUGACCUAUUUAUCACUAGCCCAGCUUUUCACAAGUUUGUGGUGUUUGCUUGUUUAAACUGUCAGUGUGAAUCACACUGUGUGAUUCAAAUCAAAGCGGUCAAAGUGUUCAGUAGAGUUGAUAUAAUAUAAUAAGAAUACCUAUGAGCAAUAUUUAGAACACAUUGAGUCCAUUACUGUGCCCUUAGUCUUAUUUGGUUAGUUUUGUGUGUUAUUGUACUUAAAAUAAUGUGUUAAUUAUUACGUGGAGUUUUGCAAGAGAUCCUCACUCACACAUUAUUGUUUAAUAUGUAUUAGUAUAGCCGCUACUCCUACAGAAAUAACGACUAGUUUUCUGGUUAAUAUCUUUUGCCCAUGAAUAACACGAUGAAUAAAGUUAACGGUCAUAUAUACUUGAAAUUUAAUUGUCCAAUCCUAGAAAUUAUAUGGCGUCUUAAAAGCAUGUAAUCAUAAUUAUUGUUCUCAAUUUAUGCUGAUACUGAUUACCAUGACUUUUCUACCCAUAUAUUUAUUUUUAAUAAAAAAAAUAUUAAAAAAUUUAAGCGAAAGUAAGAUGGCGAUAAACAAAAUGAUUUUGACAAAUAGAUUAGAAAACUUUCUUUUACUUAGCCUAUUAAAAUGUCUCACUGCUGGCUUUCCCCUUGACCUUCACGACUCCCGUUGAUGUACUUUUUCUGGCAAGUUACUGAGGAAGGCAUCAAUGUUAUCCCGCCAUCUCCAUUUGGGUCUGUCCCAUCCGCGGUUAUUUUGCGGUAUCCUCUAUACUAGCUCACCUAUCCAGAUGCAUGCUGCAGACGUGGCUGGCCCAUUCUCACUUCAGCCUGGCAGUCUUCUCUCCUACGUCAGCUAUGCGUAUUUUGGAGCGCAGAGUAGUGUUCCGGAUGCGAUGCAUCCCCGUGGCAUCUAGAAUGCUGCACUCCAUUGCUUCAUGGCAAUCAUUGAAUUUAGCUAUCUGGCUCUCGGUGAGCGACCAUGUUUGGGUACCGUAGUUUAGGACAAGCAGAAUACCUACACAUGUCAACGAGUUAUAUAAGAAGGUCGCGACCUUCCAUUCGAAAUUUAAAUUCCACCCAAAAGCGCUCCUUCCUCCAUAUUUCUAUUUGCAAGAAAUAAAAGGGUCAUACAGAAAAAAUACGCAGAUUUACAUCUAUCACAAUGGUCCUAUAAAGAUUAUUUUUUUAAUUAAACCCACAUAGGGGUACACCUUGUUUAUUGUCUGAUAAAACUACUAAUUACCUAUAUGUACAAUUGUUUUCAACUAUUGCCCACAGGAGCGACAACUUUUUUAUAUUUAUGUAUGACCCACAAAUCACAUUCCUAACACAUACUAAGACAUUGUCUUUUAAUUUCUGGGUUUUUGUGAAACUAAUGGCUAGAACCACUAUUACAAACCCUACAAAAUUUAAGCUGGGUCUCACUUUUUCAUAAUUUUCAGAAAAUAGUGCCUACAUAUGUUACUAACCGAUAAACAACUGCAAUCCAAUGUUAUUAUUACAAUGUUGGACCAAAUUUUAUUUGUAAUAAUUAAAUUACUUACAAAUUCUAUUGGAUGUGAGUCAUCUAGUGAUAUUUGAAGUCUUAUGCAUUUCUCUCUCUAAUGAUUAAUAUUAUGCUCUAUACUUAGAUAUGGGAAUAGACAAAACAUGAAAUAUAAAGUAGAUUGAAAAUAAAUGAAACAUAUUGUAUAUAGACACUUAAGUAUUGCAAAAAAUGAUAUCUUAAGAUUUUAUUGUUUAAAGAUUUAGUUCAAUGCACAUUUGAGUGUGUAAACGUAUUCUAAUUUAUUCUAAGUUCAUAAGAAUAACAAAUACCCAUCUAAUUAUGAAUUGAAUUAUUAUUUUACUAUUUUAGUAAGAAAUUGUCCUUUUAUUAAUCAUUCCGUUUUUUCCAUAACAAAUGUUAGUUUUAAUUAAAAAAAAUAACGAUAAGGAAUUGAAAUACAUCUAUUAGAAUCUGCCAUUAAAUUAACAUAAUAAAAUAUUAUUGAAAUAAUUAUACAGAAGCAUUUGCUUUUCCAUUUCACGGGCAGGGCGUUGAUUGCCCUGAAUGUUGCUAGUUAUAGAAUUUUUAAAACGCCAAUAUUGUAUUUAGAGUUUACGUGUCGCAGUGGACUUUGAAAAUUUAUUUGUAUAUUACUGUAAAUAAGACUUUUGAAAUAGCGUCAAAUCGCAUCGUCUUAGGAAAAUUAUAUGUAACUAAAUUUAUUUCCAAGAAGUAUUUUUGUUAUUUCUUGUGAAGAAACUAAUUUUAAUAUUUUGUACAUUUAACACAAAACCAUGAUGUAGGUAAAGCCCGACCAGAAAUAUAUGAUCAUUGUCAAGGGGGCGCUUUUAUUCUCAUGUAUAGGGUGACAGUUCAGUUUAGUAUGAAAAAAUUCGCAAUAUGGCGCGUGAUCAUAUAUUACUGGUCAGGCUUUAUGAUUUUAUUUUUUCUAGGCACCUUCAAACAUUUACGCCGUUUUUUUAAAUAAGAAUAUUUAUAUGUUUAUUGAUAUAACAUGCACAGAAUUAUAGAAAAUUUAUAAUUUUGUGCAUAUAUAUCAUAUAGAAUGUUGUCUUUGGUUACAGUGAUAUCUAUUCUUUUUAGUUAAAUAAAAUUGUCAAUUUCCAAUUAGUGUUUAGUUUUCUUGAAAUAAUUCAAAAAAGGUUAAUAACUCUUAGAGAUAUUGCAAAGACUUAUCACAAAAAAAGAAAUGUUUUAAAAUUUUAUGUUGAGUUAUGAAUUAUGAUUAUAAAAUCUAUCCUAUUAUGUAAAAACAUAAUAUGAAAUAAAUAUUAUAUUUACUGCAUAACUAAUUGAAACAAUGGUGAUGAUAGUUGCGAAAAUAAACUAUUUGUGCCAAUAA